This is a messenger RNA of Nematolebias whitei (Rio pearlfish), 1012 nucleotides long. RefSeq names its product N-terminal Xaa-Pro-Lys N-methyltransferase 1 (gene ntmt1). Gene Ontology annotation, cellular component: cytoplasm. Gene Ontology annotation, molecular function: N-terminal protein N-methyltransferase activity. The coding region runs from base 123 to 791 and encodes 222 amino acids. The record is from RefSeq and is a predicted model, not a curated record. Gene Ontology annotation, biological process: N-terminal protein amino acid methylation. NCBI's taxonomy places the organism in Eukaryota, Metazoa, Chordata, Actinopteri, Cyprinodontiformes, Rivulidae. The transcript has 4 exons.
ACCUAAAACCAAAUAAGGAAAUUACGUGUUGCGCGUGCGGCCAUGGCCUCAAAUUGAAAAUAGACUUGAAGACGCCGGCGUUGAAUAAAAGAGGACAAGUUGUUCAGAGACACGAAACCAGGAUGGGGGACAUUGUGGAGGACAAGGCCAGUUUUUACUCCAACGCUGAGGGUUACUGGAAGGAUGUUCCCCCCACGGUGGACGGGAUGCUGGGGGGCUACAGCAGCAUCUCCAGCAUCGACAUCAAUGGGUCCAAAGCUUUCCUGAAGAGAUUCCUGGGAGAUGGUGAAGGGAAGACCGGAACCGGCUGCGCUCUGGACUGCGGAGCCGGGAUCGGCAGGAUCACCAAACGUCUGCUGCUGCCUCUGUUCCAGACUGUGGACCUGGUGGACGUGACACAGGAGUUUUUGGAAAAGGCCAAGUCCUACCUGGGGGACGAGGGGAAACGGGUGGGGAACUACAUCUGUUGCGGUCUGCAGGACUUUGUACCAGAGGCCAGACGGUACGACGUCAUUUGGAUCCAGUGGGUCAUCGGUCACCUGACAGACGACCACCUGGUGGACUUCCUGCACCGCUGCCAGAAGGCGCUGCGACCCGGCGGACUCGUCGUCGUAAAGGACAACGUGUCAUACGAAGGCGUAAUCCCGGACGAGGUGGACAGCAGCGUGUGCCGAGACCUGGGAAUCGUUCGGAGCCUGGUGGCCAGAGCUGGGCUCCGGAUCGUCCACGAGGAACAGCAGAUGAACUUACCCAAGGAGAUCUAUCAGGUGCACACGCUGGCGCUCCGGUAGAUGCCGCUGCACCACCUGGCCGUCAGUGGAUGGCGAACCAACAGACAUGAUUUUACCUGCGUUACAAAGUCACGAUGCAGCUUUGUGGGGUCCAUGCUACAAUGCUGCUCCUGAACUGCGUCACCAUGACAACAGGUGCUGGAAGCCCUUCACGCUCAGACGAAGCUCUGGUCUGCUUUUUUGUUUAAAAAAAAAAAAGAGCCCAAAACGUGUUUAAAUAA